AUGAUCAAGGCGAAAAAGCCUACCCCAACAAAUGGCGAACUUGCGUUGAAGUGCGGAAUUAUAAGAAAAAGCGUCUCCGCAAUCUUAAUAGCAAAAGAAAAGUGGUUUACAACGGAUUCUGAUAAAUAUACUGCUCAGUUGAAGCGUAAUCGGCCCUCAAAAUAUGAGUAUGUUGAACAUGCCUUGUGGAGUUGGGGUCAAAGCGUCCGACGGGUGGAUUACAAGUUCAAGAAAAAAUAUAACCUUCGUGCAUAUACGAAGCAUGGAAAGGCAAGAAGUGCUCCAUCCACGAAGCUAUUAUGCAAGAAGAUGGAUUCUGCACACACGCUAGCUAUGGGCGCGCUUGCUGGAAAGAAAAAGAAUAAGGAGUGUGUGAAGAAAUAUCGAGCAAUACUGUUAUGGAAGCUGCAAAAGAAGACAUCUCCUUCAUUACAGAUAGGAUCGGAUAAAGAAGAGGAAAAGGAGGUGAAGAAACGAGUAUCUAUCGAAGAAGCCUGCGGAGGUGCUGAG
Paraglomus occultum is the source of this 510-nucleotide messenger RNA. Lineage: Eukaryota; Fungi; Glomeromycota; Glomeromycetes; Paraglomerales; Paraglomeraceae. The record is from the annotation of a GenBank genome assembly.